CAGACUGCAUAAACAUGUGCCAUCAUUGAUCUCGUACCAAGCUCUCUUUAUCCACUACAACUUUCAUCUUCGACAUUAUAUUCCCACUUUAUUACGAACCUCAUUAACUGUCUUCUUUGACAAUGCUGGUUUCUCUCACUGUCGGCAAAGUAGACGCCGGCGUAACUGUUCUACUAACCCCCGAUAAACGUUUGAUCGAAUUCCCAUCGAUCUUAUUACCACCAAACAUCGUUUCUGGUUCCAUAGUGGACAUCACCGUUUCUCGCAAUCACGAAUCCGAAGCUAAAGCUGAGGCUCAAUUCUCGGCCCUUCAAGAUCGCAUAUUCUCCUCCUUUGGCGCGUCUGAACCCAGCACGCCCGUCCUACGCUGCCGCAAUGCUACUCAGACCUCUGUAGUCCUCGAGUGGGACCCUAUCGAGCUUGCUACGGCCGACCUCAUCUCCUUAUCCCUUUAUCGCAAUGGACAGAAAGCUGGGAACAUCCCCCGGCCCUUGCACAUGCACAGCACCAAGAUUAGUGGCCUCGCUGUCGAUACCGAAUAUUCUUUUCAUCUAGUCCUGCGCACCACCGCUGGCACCUUUGCCAGCAAGCAGGUCGUUGUUCGCACCCAUAGGAUGACUGACUUGAGCGGCAUCACCAUCACUACGGGAAUCCUACCACCCCAUACACGCGAGGAACUCUCCAAGGCCGUUGAGCGCAUCGGUGCUAAGAUCGUCGACGGUGUGCGCAUUGAUACCACCCAUUUUGUUACCACCGAGGGCCGCGGCGUACCGUGGGAGAAAGCUGUCGAGAUGAAUAUUCCUGUCGUACGACCAGAGUGGGUCGAGGCUUGCGAGAAGAGUGGUCGCAUCCUAGGUGUCACCAAGUUUUACUUGGAUGCUAUAAGGCCUGCUCCCUCGGGAGCGGGCGAGGAGGCGCAAAGACCAAUGCCAUCUUCCGCGCCGGCACAACAGAGCCAGAAAGACCUUCCACGACCGCCAGCCCAACCCAGCCCCAAAAAGGAAACGGAAGCCAAGAAAGAGGAGGAGGAGAGCGAGAGUAGUGAAGAGGAAGAUGACGAAGAGAAGGGAGGAGAUGAAGAGAAGGCAAAAGCUACCAACGAACAGAAAGUAAGGUUCGAAGACAAGGACACUCAGAAGGUCGCACUGCGACCGAAAGGCGAACCGCAAACUGCAGAAAAAGACGAGGAAAAAGAGCCGGAGAAGGAGCCGGAGAAAAAGAAGGAGAAAGAAGGCGAGGACAGCUCAGACGACAAGGGCCCCGCGCCAUCUCCUGGUGAUGAGGCGUCUUUUCAAAAUGUAGAGCUGUAGGCGCGUUCUAAGUCUCAAAAAAUAAUAGCAUGGAGUUCUCAGGGGUUUCCCAAAGAUACCCAACACAGGUCACAAAAAUGGCGGUUGUCAAGUCGAACUGUUAAUAUACCUGUAUAGUAUGAACGGCAUGGCUUUCGCGUACUCUUCGAGAGAGAGCAAUUGUUCUUCGUAAUUCUGAUAAUUCAUGGCUGCCUUUGAAAGGCGCGUGAUCCAAAAGACUACUAGACGGCUUACGCGUAAUACCUAUACUAGUAGACUUACCAAGAGCCCAUCGAUACCUCACUUUUACUCCUAUACAAACGGGUAACGGGUAGAUGGAAGAAGUAUCUCGAGCUGGGUUACAUGGCUUAACCCAAGUAUUCGGACCCAUGAGCCACAUACAUCCUCAUCCAAGCCUUAGGGCAGAACUUCCUCGCCCCGAUGAUCCCAGCAGCGUCCCCUAUCCGUCUCCACAUUCCUCGUCCGCACGACCUCCAGCAUCCGCUCGACGGCAUGCUGCGGAUCAAACAGCUGCCCGGCCGGCACGCGGUCCCAGAACUCCCGGCUCAGCCCCGUCCGCACCGUGCCCGGGUGGUACGCGAUGG
This is a messenger RNA of Daldinia caldariorum, 1894 nucleotides long. RefSeq lists its product as uncharacterized. The transcript is spliced from 2 exons. NCBI's taxonomy places the organism in Eukaryota, Fungi, Ascomycota, Sordariomycetes, Xylariales, Hypoxylaceae. Bases 123 to 1310 code for a protein of 395 amino acids. Gene Ontology annotation, biological process: conjugation with cellular fusion; Golgi to plasma membrane transport. Gene Ontology annotation, cellular component: trans-Golgi network; exomer complex. The record is from RefSeq and is a predicted model, not a curated record. Gene Ontology annotation, molecular function: protein dimerization activity.